This is a messenger RNA of Aspergillus tubingensis, 1464 nucleotides long. Its product is annotated as MDR family MFS transporter. The record is from RefSeq and is a predicted model, not a curated record. The transcript has 8 exons. Gene Ontology annotation, biological process: transmembrane transport. NCBI's taxonomy places the organism in Eukaryota, Fungi, Ascomycota, Eurotiomycetes, Eurotiales, Aspergillaceae. Gene Ontology annotation, molecular function: transmembrane transporter activity. Bases 1 to 1464 code for a protein of 487 amino acids.
AUGGCAAGCGACUGGAAGUCAAUUACGGUGAUAGCCGCUCCAGGCAAUUGUGACAGCCCUGGAAUCCAUCCUCAUCCGUUACCUACGGACUAUGCUGUGAAUGCCUUGCCUGGCCCUGUUGCAUCCAUACACGAUAAGAGCUCUGCAGACGAAAAAUAUGCUGGCGAUGACGACCACAUUCAGGGCCGCCGUGCGGUCACGGAUGGGCCAGGCAAAGAGCUUCAGACGCAGACAAACUUACUGCCCAUGAAGCAGUUACUUGUGGUCUUCUCUGGUCUAUCGAUAGCGAUGUUAUGCUCGAUGCUCAACCAGACUAUCGUUGCAACUGCCCUGCCUACCCUUGGUGCUGUAUUCCAUCAGGCCGAUAUUGUCUCCUGGGUUGGUACUGCCUACCUUCUAACUUGCACGGCAUGUCAACCACUAUAUGGCCGGUUGACGGACAUCUUUGGCCGGAAGUUCAUCCUUUUGGGCUCGCUCUUUCUUUUUCUCGUGGGGAGUGUCAUCUCAGGUGUCUCGAGGGGCAUGAUUAUGCUGAUCAUAGCGCGGGCGGUGGCGGGAGUCGGUGGUGGAGGCAUUGUUACCGUGGUUAGUAUCGUCGUAUCUGACGUUGUGUCCCUUCAGGACAGGGGGAAAUAUCAAGGGAUUAUUGGUAUCGUUGUGGCAGCCGGAACUGCACUGGGCCCUUUGAUUGGUGGUCUUUUCACCGAGAAGGUUUCCUGGAGAUGGUGUUUUUACAUCAGUGUACCCCUAUCCGGGGUUGCUAUGGUCGUUGUUGCCUUUGCGCUACCCCUUCGGAAGGUCGAAGGCCAUGCGUUAGAGAAGAUCAAGCAGAUUGAUGGCUGGGGAUGCUUGAUUAGUUUCUCUGCGUCAAUUGCCAUCCUACUUCCCAUCUCAUGGGCUGGCACGCAGUAUCCUUGGACUUCAGCAGCUGUUCUAGCACCCUUGUUACUCGGUGUAGCGCUCGUUGGAGUCUUUCUCUUUGUUGAAUUUAAAGUGGCCAGGUUGCCCUUGCCUUCUUCUAUGUUUGCAUCUCAGACUAACAACCCCCUUCAGCUGCCCCAGUUUUAUCAAGUGGCCCGGGGCGACUCCUCGCUACGAUCGGGUAUCCUGAUUCUUCCACUAAUUCUCUCGCAAAUUGUCACAUCAUUUUCUUCGGGCUUCCUCGUAUCGAAGUACUCAUGUUAUCGAAUCAACCUGAUUGUCGGCUAUGCUCUUUGGACAAUUGCGUCGGGGUUGUUUACAAUGGUCACUCCGUCAACGUCGGCAGCGGUCCUUGUGAUCUUCCAGCUACUGACGGGGCUCGGCAGUGGGCAGACACUUCAGACGACCCUGGUUGCUAUCCAAGCUGCAGUCAAGAGGGAAGAGAUGGCAGUUAUCACUGGCGCUCGUAAUUAUCUACGAAUGAUGGGCUCGACUUUGGCUGUAGCAGCCAGUUCGGCUAUUGUCAACAACAUUGUCCGGUGA